Aphanomyces astaci is the source of this 523-nucleotide messenger RNA. Its product is annotated as histone H4. Lineage: Eukaryota; Oomycota; Saprolegniomycetes; Saprolegniales; Verrucalvaceae. Bases 1 to 312 code for a protein of 103 amino acids. Gene Ontology annotation, molecular function: protein heterodimerization activity; DNA binding; structural constituent of chromatin. Gene Ontology annotation, cellular component: nucleosome. The record is from RefSeq and is a predicted model, not a curated record. Gene Ontology annotation, biological process: nucleosome assembly. The transcript has a single exon.
AUGUCUGGUCGCGGCAAAGGUGGUAAAGGAUUGGGAAAAGGCGGCGCCAAGCGCCAUCGCAAGGUCCUUCGCGAUAACAUCCAAGGGAUCACCAAGCCCGCUAUCCGUCGUCUGGCUCGUCGUGGCGGUGUCAAGCGUAUCUCUGGCUUGAUCUACGAAGAAACCCGCGGUGUGCUUAAGGUGUUCUUGGAAAACGUCAUCCGCGAUUCCGUCACCUACACUGAACACGCUCGCCGAAAGACCGUGACGGCCAUGGACGUCGUGUACGCUUUGAAGCGCCAAGGCCGCACCCUGUACGGUUUCGGCGGUUAAAUCGUCGUCGCAGCCAGUGCUCAAACAAGCGGAUUUUGUAUCUGCAAUCCCUGGUGUUUUUUAACACCACCCUUCUCACGAGAAACUUGAUCGACAUGCAUUAGUUAUCGAGUAUUUUAUAUUUCAACGUAGCCGAAUGUAAGAUGGAUCGUACGAACGCGCUAACAUUAGCGUAUUACGUACACCUACCAAUCUACCAACUUGAUUUGAC